This is a messenger RNA of Cololabis saira (Pacific saury), 4017 nucleotides long. RefSeq names its product chondroadherin-like b (gene chadlb). Gene Ontology annotation, molecular function: protein binding. The transcript has 11 exons. Bases 88 to 2421 code for a protein of 777 amino acids. Lineage: Eukaryota; Metazoa; Chordata; Actinopteri; Beloniformes; Belonidae. The record is from RefSeq and is a predicted model, not a curated record. Gene Ontology annotation, cellular component: extracellular matrix.
GGGGGAUGAAGGGAUGAAGGGAGUGAGUUUUAGCUGGGGGAGGAGCAGCAGAGUCCAGGCUCGCCACCGACCCACGACCAAACCGCGAUGUGCUCCCUGCUGCUUCCUUGCCCUCUCUGGGCUCCUCUGCUGAGCCUGGUGCUCCUCUCCAUCCCUGCAGCACACACAGCAAAGUGUCCCAAGCAGUGCGUCUGUGACCAGAUCCAGCUCACGGUGGCUUGUGUCAACAAGAACUUGACCCAAGUUCCUCCCACUAUUGAUGAGAUCACAGUGAAGUUGGAUCUUCGUGGUAAUGACAUUCAGGAACUUCCCACCGGGGCGUUUAAACACACUCCUUACCUGACUCACCUGUCACUGCAGCGGAGCAACAUUCACAAAGUGAAGGAGGGGGCUUUCCGCGGCCUCGGCCGCCUGGUCUUCCUCAACCUGGCCGGCAACAACAUUGAGAUUCUCUACCAGGAGUCAUUCGACGGCCUGUCCUCGCUGAAGCAGCUCAUGAUGGAUCAUAACCGGGUGGAGGAGAUCAAGCCUGGAGCUUUCUCUCAGCUAGGCUUCCUCAACCUGCUCUCUCUCAAGCACAACCGGCUGGUCUACAUCCCCAACAUGGCCUUCCAGGGCUUGCAGAACAUCAAGUGGCUUCGUCUCAGUCACAACUCACUAAACUACCUGGACAUCGAGGCCUUUGCUGGUCUGUUUACACUCAACCGACUCAGUCUGGACCACAACGAGUUGCAGUUUUUCCCCACAGAGACCAUGUCAAGACUCUCCGAGGUGACUCGUCUCGAUCUGAGCUACAACCCCAUGACGUACCUUGGAGAGGAAGAAGUGUCCAUGGCCAAGCUUGCCCAUCUCUUCCUGGACCACAUGUCUUUGCAGGAUCUGUCUAACACAGCUGUGUCUAAGUCUCCCAACCUCGUCCACCUGGACCUCAGUCACAACCAGCUGCGGGUCGUCCAGCCCUUCUCCGAAGGGUCGGCCAAGCUGGCGCGUCUCAACCUGGAUGGGAACCCCAUCUUCUGCAACUGCUACCUGCGCCCUCUCAGAGAGUGGGCGAUCCGUCGCAAGGUGAAGCUGGUGGGCACGUGUGGAGCGCCCGCUCACCUGAGCGGGGAGAGCCUGCAGGGCGUUUACCCUGCUCAGCUGCGCUGCCAGAGCCAGCAGGCCAUGAUGAAGGCAGAGCUGGAGGAAGCAGCCAGGUACACGCCUCCGCCCACUGAAAACCCGGGCAAAAAAAUUAAAUGUCCAACCAACUGCGUCUGUGAGGCGGAGACGCACCACUCUUCAUGUGAGAACCGUGGUCACACCAAGGUGCCCCGGGGUUUCUCUCCAGACACACGUCUCCUUGACCUACGCGACAACCACUUCCACCAGCUACCCAGCAACAGCUUCCCCGGCGUGACCCAGGUGGUGUCUCUGCACCUGCAGCGCUGCAAGAUUGUGGAGGUGGAAGGAGGGGCUUUCAGUGGGAUGAAGGGGCUGAUAUACCUGUACCUGUCUGAGAACGACCUCUCCUCCCUCAGUCCUGAUGCCUUUAAAGGUCUCCCUCAGCUGACUUACCUUCACCUGGAGAAGAACCGCUUCGUGGAUUUCCCUAAAGGAGCCUUCAAGCUGGUGCCCCAUCUGCUGGCACUUCACUUGGAGAACAACACCAUCUCCAAGCUGGAACCAGGGGCCAUGACGGGGGUGGAGCGUCUCCGAGCCCUUUAUCUCACCGGGAAUGCCAUCGCACACGUGUCGCCCAGGGCUCUGGACCACGCCAACGACCUGGACACGCUCCACCUGGGGGGAAACAAGCUGAAAGGGGUUCCCACUGAAGCGCUGAGCAAGGCGGGGAACAUCCGGGACCUCAGGCUGUCCGGCAACGCCAUCCAGUGGGUGGGACCAAACGCCUUUCAGCCUCUGGAGAACUCGCUGAAGGAGUUGUAUCUGGAUAACAUGGGGCUGGAGAGAAUGUCGCAGGACUCCCUGGCAGGUCUGGGUUCAGGGUUGAGGAGUUUGUUCCUGGAGGGCAACCAGCUGGAGGAGGUGCCCGACUUCCAGAUGCUCACAUCUCUGGAGGUCAUCAACCUGGCUGACAACCCUCUGAUGUGUGACUGCCCUCUGCUGCCACUACGCAUGUGGAUUGAGAAAGUUAACCUGAAGGUACGAGCCACGUGUGCGAAUCCUCCUGAAUUGAGGGGUCGAAUGGUCAAGGACGUCCACAUCUUCAAGGCCUGUCCUGGUGGGGAGAGUCUCCCGGACCCGCCUGCUGGCACCCCAAACCCGCCCAGGGCAGCCAAGGCUGCCAAACGCAAACCAGCGCACCAAGCCAGUGGCCUUCAGCGGGCCAAAACAUCCAAGGCCAAGAGACAGCCACGUGAAAAUCAGAACACAAAACAGGGAGCUGCAAAUACAUCCACAAAGAAACGCAGCGUGGGUUAAAUGUACGACCCGAAUCUGACUCGUACUGAUGUUUUAGAAACUGAACGUCCAUUAAACUGGCCCAGACCAAGAUAAAUGUUUAGGUUAAGCAUUUGACUGAACUGUCAGGUCAUUAAAUAGCUCGUACACCAUUUUUCAGUUGGUUGACGUAAAAAAAAAGACCUUUCCUUUCAUGUUCCCUGCUGGCAUUAAGUCUGGGAAUAUAGGGCAAGCGAGCCAGUUAAGAAGUAACAAACCUGAAGAGUACAUACCACGAUAAUAAAAACAAAAUAAAUAGUUUGAAAGCAUUUAUUUUGAAGUCUGAAGUGACCACCAAAUCAAAAGAUCACAAAAAUGAACCUAAACUUGUAAUUUAUGGCCACAGAAGUCUGAAAAUGUGUUAUUUACAGACGAUGAGCGUGGAAAUAUUCAGCUUCUCUGUCUUUAUCUCCACAGACUUUCACAUCAACACCAGUUUCAACUAGAGGCAGAUAUGCAGAGUUGAGCGGCUUAAACCCUUAAAACCAGCUGCUGUGAGCAGAGACGUGAAGACGGGGUUGAAAACUGAGCUUUCAUACUUGAUUAAAUGUACAUUUGCACGAUAGUUUGAUGCUGGAGAGAGGUAGAGUCCCGAACUCCAACCCCCCAAAUUACUAUGGAAAAUGACUUUACUUAAAGCAUGUCACACAUUUCAUCAAUAUGUCUCUUUUAAAAACCCAGUCCUCUAUUUUUAAGCGUUAAAUUGCAUUUGGAUCAACAAAGAUAUUUAGCAAGUAAAGACAGAUAUCACCAAAUAGUAAAGUUCCUCAGCUGUGAUGCUUUGCAAGGUUUUUUCUUAAGUCCCCAGCUGCUGUUUGUUGUCAAUUGUGCUUUUAGUUGUCUUCAGCAAGUGAAGAGUAGCGUUAUAAGGACAAAAACAUCUUAAAAGAAGGUCCCCGUCUAAACUGUGACAAACUAUCCCAUCAACGGUUUACGGUGUAUUUUUAAGCAUUAUACACUUAAUCUGGCUUCUCCUGUGACAUCAAUAAUCAAUGGAAGGCCCUCACGUUUUACUGACGAUGUGAUACACUUCAGGUGACGAACCAUUCACGUUAUUCUGAUGUAGCAGGAUUGGUUUCUUCUGCAACUUUGAAUUUUAAGAUGUUUUUAUGAAAACUGUUUUUUAAGUUUAAGUGAUUUACAACCUCCAUUGUGCUGUUGCUACGCUUUUUCUUUAACCUUAUGAUAUGAACGAUAUAGCUACCACAUUGGUUGUAUGCUCCAUCGGUGUUGUCGUCUAUAGACAUUCAGGCCUCAUUUAUUACACUUAAUCACCUCACUUGCUUAGUAGAUGAAGAAAUAAUGGGAGCCGCCCACACCUGUCCUAUUAAGACUUUUUGAAGCAGCUGUGGGGAAAUAAAGAAGCAUGCAAUAAAUAAAGAACAAUCAUUUCCAGUCUUAAUUUAAAUUUCAUUGUGAAAACCCUCAAAUCAUAACAGACUCUGCACUUUUGUAUUUUAUAACAGGCUCAAAUGACAAGAUGUACAAAUACUGUAUAUGUUUUAUCUACACAUGCAGCUCCAGUUGAAAAUAAGGAGAUACAGUGAAUGUCAGUAAUAAAAACACGCUCUGCUGUUA